GACCCAUACACGUGACUAGAAAACCUGGUGUCUUGGUUUGCAUCAUUAUAAAAUUGUUCACAGAAUUGGAUCGGAUUGGGGCACGAAGACAAUUAAUUAUUAACCAUAAUAUACUAGUCCCAUAAUGUUAUAUUUGUAUUAUGAGCUCGUGAUACUAUCAAACUCAUUAUACCGAGUGCGCGAAGAUCGUUAUGUCAAUCAUUACGAGUUUGUGAUAAAAUGGAAAAAUAACAACGUAAAAUGAUCGAUUGGGCGGGAUGAUGCCAUUUAUCGUCUUGGUCGAUAAUUAUUUACGCCGUGUCCACGUGAUCGACUGUCGCAUACCUACGGCACUAUAUCAUCCACAUUAUCAAUAACCACCACUGCUGUCCAGCACUUUUCGACUGGCCGUCGGAAAACUCGCAUCGUUUAACCGCGGUGCACUUAUGUUGAGCCUUCCGUUGUGUUUGCUCAAGUUUCUACGAUACCGUCACAGUGCGUACACUCGGUUUGUGGUGAGUGAUUUAAUUCAUCAUCAAUCAACACCAUCGCUGACGCCGAUGAAUCAAGUUUCUGGUAGUUGUAUUUGUAGUAGGUAUUUGCCGCUAUACUUAUUGCCAUAACGGUCAACAACAUGGACGUCCGGUUCGUUCUUGUGACCGCGGUCGCGUUAUUCGGGUUGUGCGUCCACUGUCCUGUAUCUUCCACCACCAGCAUCUCCAACGCAAGACCCAACGUCAACGGUUUAAUAGAAUUUAUCACCAACAACUCGGAAUAUAGCUCCAACAAAACUAUGGAUCUCUUCAUUAAAAAUGCUAUGGAUAUCAUUAACAAUAACUUGACAGAUAUCGUUAUUGAUAACUCUACACAAUUUAUCGUAGGAAACUUCACGAAAUUCAGAAUUAACAAUUCUACACAAAUAAUCUUCGAUAACUCAAACAGCUCUAAACUUACCGGACGGAAUAUUUGCACGUAUAUCAAAAAUUACGUUUCAAAACGAACAGUCACGAAAUAUAAAAUCCAUUCGACCCAAACUUCAUAUUUUUGUUUAAAAAAUUGGAAUUUUGUAUGUUAUUUUGUGUCUGAAACUAUAGAUCCGAUUCAAACCGAAACCUUAGAAAACAAUUAUGUAAUCAUCAAUACAUGCUGUAAAGGUUACGAAAAAAACCAAAAUGGGACAAAUUGCCGUCCUGUCUGUAAAGAUCAUUGUGUAUGGGGAAAAUGUAUUUCACCGAAUAUGUGCAGCUGUGACAAGUAUUACGAUGGACCAUCUUGCCGCAGACGUAUAGGUUGUCCAUUGGGAAAAUACGGAUUUGAUUGCACGCAAACUUGCCAAUGUCAAAAUAAUGCUACAUGCAAUUAUUUAAAUGGUAAUUGCUCUUGUCAACGAGGAUAUUGGGGAAAAUAUUGUGAAAAUGUAUGUCCAUCUGGACAUUAUGGUUAUGAAUGCCAACAUGCAUGUAGAUGUCAAGCUGGUGCAAAAUGUGAUCCAGUAAACGGUGUUUGUUAUUGUUUACCGGGAUACACAGGAAUUAAUUGUGAAGUACAAUGUCCACCAGGAUUUUAUGGUUAUAAAUGCCAAAAUGAAUGCAAAUAUCAAAAUGGUACAAAAUGCGAUAUAGUUAAUGGUGACUGUACUUGUCUAACAGAAUAUAAAGAACACGAUGUUGAAUCAAAUAAAUGCAAUUGCCUAAAUGGUACAUUAUGCAAUUCAGAAAAUGAAUCUUGUUCUUGCCAACCAGGACAUUUAGGAAAUAAUUGCAAGCAUACUUGUCCCCAGGGUUAUUAUGGAAAAGAUUGCCAAAAUCUAUGUAAAUGUCAAAACGGCGCCAAAUGUGAUGCAGUAAAUGGUGAUUGUCAUUGUACUCCAGGAUAUACUGGAAAAUAUUGCUCGUCGAUUUGUCCAUCAGGAUUUUAUGGCUAUAAAUGUCAAAACGAAUGCAAAUGUCAAAACGGUGCCCUAUGUGAUCCGAUUAUUGGAGCUUGUGCCUGUAAACUCGGUUUAUUCGGAAACGAAUGUGAGAAAACGUGUCCACCCGGUACUUAUGGUUUAAACUGCAAUUCAACUUGUAAAUGUCACAACGAAUCAAGAUGUCGGGAAUCUGAUGGAAUUUGUUUGUGUAAUCCCGGAUUUUACGGGCCUACGUGUUCGGAAGCUUGUCCCAAAAAUUAUUACGGAGAUAUGUGUUUGCGUAUGUGUAUGUGCAAUUCGACCAUGGAAAUUUGUAAUCAUAUUAAAGGAUGUGUAGCAUGCAACAGCAGUGUUUCAAAUGACAGUGAAUGCACCAAUGCCCUUCAGUUAGAGCCAACAGACAAUGAAGCGGUCUGGAUUUUCGACAUUUUGGUUAUUUUGAUCUUCUUGAUAGUUUCAACAAUAUGUUUGGCGAUAAUGAUGUGCUGCUAUUAUUGCUGUAACCAACUUAAAAUUCAAAGGUACGUGAACAAUUUUGAACUUCGGAUGUCUCCUGACAUACAAUCAAACCCUAACAUUGAAGUGAUAUGUACUGCCAGCAAUUGUGGUAUGAACGUUGGAAAUAAUAUGUUCGAUUCGAGAUUGCCGAUGACUAGCUAUACGAAUGAAACUUUUUACAACAAUUGUGCGCGUGACCACAAUUUUGAUGAUGAUACUGGUGAAAACUUGUACUUGGAAAUUGACGAAAGUACUUUUAAACGUGCAGACGAUUUGUACGAUCAUCUAGAUUUCUUACGUCCAACGGUAUCGUGGAAGCCACAUUAUCAAAGUGCAUUCCUAGGUAGUUCGAAAAAAGAAGAGACGACAUAAUGUAUUUUUUUUAUUUUAUAUAAUAACAUUUUGUUUUAUUAUUAAAAUUUAUAUUUAUAUUAUUAUUAUUAUUAUUAUUAUUAUUAUGAUAGACACCAUAAGAUUGUUUUAUAAAUUAUUAAUAUACAAAGCAAUAAAGACGUUAACAUUAUAAAAAAUAA
Molecule: messenger RNA, 2922 nt
Organism: Aphis gossypii (cotton aphid)
Lineage: Eukaryota; Metazoa; Arthropoda; Insecta; Hemiptera; Aphididae
Product: protein draper-like
Exons: 14
Coding region: 614-2761 (715 amino acids)
Molecular function (GO): scavenger receptor activity
Source: RefSeq, a predicted model, not a curated record